This is a messenger RNA of Culicoides brevitarsis, 4569 nucleotides long. RefSeq names its product filamin-A-like. Lineage: Eukaryota; Metazoa; Arthropoda; Insecta; Diptera; Ceratopogonidae. Gene Ontology annotation, molecular function: actin filament binding. The coding region runs from base 154 to 4569 and encodes 1471 amino acids. Gene Ontology annotation, biological process: actin cytoskeleton organization. The record is from RefSeq and is a predicted model, not a curated record. The transcript has 10 exons.
CUGUGCGCGGUCGACCAAAAAUUUAAAAUAUUUUAUUUCACCCACGCAUUUUCUAAACGGUGAAUAAGAAGAAAACAAAUUUUUACAAUAAAAAAAAAGUGAAUUCGAGAAAAUUCUAAACCAUUUAGAAAGUUUAAAACCAAGUGUCAAACAAUGACGGAUCAAGGAGCCCGCGAUCUCUUAGCUAGAGGCAAUGUUUUCGGCGGUCGAGCUGACGAUGGUUUCGUGCCGAAGCAAACUGUACCACGCGACUACAAUUCGAAUAUCACGAAAGGCGAAGCCGGUAACGGAUAUUCCUACGAUGACCCGUACCAAGGUCAACAACGGAAUCCCGCUGAUGGCAAUGACGAAGAAGAAGCUCUUGCUGCCGAACGUGAUUUGGCCGAAGACGCCAUGUGGAAACGUAUUCAACAUAAUACGUUCACACGUUGGACGAAUGUGCAUUUAAAGUGCAUCGAAAAGCAAAUUGAGAGCUUGGAAACAGAUUUCUCAGAUGGUCUCAACUUGAUUGCCCUGAUCGAGGUGUUGUCGCAAAAGAAGGCGCAAAAACACAACAAAAAACCCUCGUUUCGCAGUCAAAAAUGCGAAAACGUCGAAAUUGCUUUGAAAUUUUUGGAACGUGAGGGCAUCAAAAUCAUCAAUAUUGACUCGGCUGACGUUGUCGAUGGCAAAUUGAAACUCAUUUUGGGUCUAAUUUGGGCACUAAUUUUGCACUAUUCCAUCUCGAUGCCCAUGUGGGAUGGCGAAGAUGCUCCCAAAGGUGGUCAGGGUCCAACGCCUAAGCAACGUUUGAUGCAUUGGGUUCAAAACAAGAUCCCCGAAGUGCCAAUUACCAACUUUACCAAUGACUGGAAUGAUGGUAAAGCUGUUGGUGCCUUGGUUGAUGCCUGUGCUCCCGGCUUGUGUCCCGAUUGGGCCAAUUGGGAUCCCAAGAAUGCCUUGCAAAAUGCUAAGGAAGCUAUGGGUCUUGCUGAUGAUUGGUUGAAUGUUCCACAAUUGGUUAAACCAGAAGAUAUGGUCAAUCCAGCCAUUGAUGAACAAUCAAUGAUGACGUAUUUGAGUCAAUAUCCCAACGCUAAAUUGAAGCCAGGUGCUCCAAUCAAGCCUGGUGGCGGACCAAAUCGAAAAUCUGCUUUCAUUGCAUCUCGCGUUCGUGCCUAUGGUCCAGGAAUUGAGCCAAAGGGACCUUCUGUUAAUGCCCCAGCUAAUUUCACCGUUGAAACAUUCGCCGCUGGAAAAGGCAAAGUCGAUGUUGUCGUUUUGGAUCCUCACGGUGCCCAAGUGCCUUGUGAUGUUCGUUUCAACAACGACAAGAACUUGACGUAUUCUUGUUCGUACAUCCCCAAAGUUGAGGGACUUCACAAAGUCAUUGUCAAAUACAACGACAAAGAAAUUCCCCGUAGUCCGUUCAAGGUGCAAGUCGAAGGAACUGCAGGAGAAGCCAGCAAAGUUGUUGCUAGUGGUCCCGGUAUUCAACCUGAAGGUGUUUCAGUGAAUCGUCCCACGCACUUUGAUAUUAUGACGAAAGGUGCUGGCAAGGGAACACCCGAAGUUAUCAUUUUGGAUCCAUCUGGUUCCAAAACGAGCAUUAUCCCGAAACUCAUUCAAAAAGGACCCGAUUUCUACCGUUGCGAGUACGUCACGCCUCACGUGGGUGUACAUUCGGUAAAUGUCUUCUUCGCUGGCAAGCCAAUUCCAAACAGUCCGUUUGGCGUAAAGGUCAGUCCUGCAUCUGAUUCGAAGAAAGUUCGUGCAAGCGGUCGUGGACUUCAACCAACUGGUGUUCGCGUUGGCGACGAUGCCGAUUUCAAUAUUUACACGGAAGGUGCAGGCGAAGGUACGCCAGUUGUUCGCAUUAUCGGUCCCGGCGGCGUAAAUUACAACUGCAAAAUCCAAAAAGUCGAUGCUACAACGUACGAAUGCCACUAUUUCCCCAACAAAGAAGGUCGUUAUCGUGUCAUGUUGACGUUCGACGGCAAGGAAAUCCAAAAUUCACCCUUCGACGUUGCUGUUGGUCCCAAAUUCCAAACGAACGUCAUCGCCUACGGUCCUGGAUUGCAUGGAGGAGUUGCCGAACAUCCCGCUACCUUCACUGUUGAAACUAACGGUGACCCGGGCAAAUUGAGUUUCAGUGUUGCUGGACCGUCACAGGCUCCAUUGACGGUGCGUGAUAACGAAGAUGGCUCAUGUGCCGUUACUUACUUGCCAAAAGUACCGGGAGAGUAUUACGUUCAUGUACUCAUCGAUGAACAAGAUAUCCCCAAGAGUCCGUUUUUGGCACGUAUUCAGCCAAAGAACGACAUUCAUCCGGAAAAUGUAAAGACUACAGGACCCGGAAUUCAACCUACUGGAGUGCAACUUGAACAACCGACGCACUUCAUUGUUAACACAAAACAAGCAGGAAAUGCUCCGUUGGAGGUCAAGGUCACCGAUUGUACGGGUGAACAAGUCGAAGUUAAUGUGGUCGAACAAAAAGAUGGCACCAAAAAGUGUGUUUAUGUACCAAAACGUGCCUUGCCACACACCGUCGACGUCAACUUUGGAAAUGUUGCGACACCAAAUUCGCCAUAUCGCGUUAAAGUUGCUGCUCCUUUGAACCCAGCAAAGGUUCAAGCAUUCGGUCCAUGGGUUGAUGGCGAUGUUCGUCCCAACCAACCAACGCACUUCAAUGUUGAUGCACGUGAGGCUGGCGAAGGUGAUCUUAAAGUGCAAGUAGUGAACGAUCAAACCAAGAAAGAGAUUGUUGCCAAAGUCAUUGAUAACUGCAAUCAAACUUAUUCUGUGGAAAUUGACAGUACCGAGUUAGAAACUGGCACAUAUACCACAACUCUCUAUUAUGGAGGCGUAAAGGUUCCCACAAGUCACAAAACUAACGUUACACCAUCAGCUUCUGCUCCUCAGACCCCAAGUACUCCAAGUACCAAUGCUCCUCCACCGUUCCAACCAAAGAAAUUCGUUCAACCAGCUACAGUCAAUAGGCCUGCAGCUCCCGCUACUCCUACAACUCCCUCAACUCCUGGAACACCCGGAAUCACACCCGCUGAGUUGUCCAAAGUCAAGGUUCAAGGACUGGAAAAGAAGGUUAUUCAAAAAGCUGAAAAUGAGUUCUGUGUCGAUAUGAAGUCAGUUAUUACAACAACAAAAACCACCACGACAACGACCAGCUCAAAGUACACUCGCAUCGAAACAAGUCGUUUCACAUGUCGCAUCACCGAUUCUCGUGGUCGUGUUAUCGAAAGCAAGUGUGUAACCGAUCAAAAUGAUCUUCUCAAAAUUUUGUACACGCCAAUGGAGACUGGAAAACACACAAUUGAUUGCGCCUACGACAAUGUCCCAUUACCAGGCGCUCCCUUCAUGGUUGAUGUCAAGGGUGGAAAUGAUGUUUCUCGUGUCCGUGCCUACGGUCCUGGCUUGCAAGGCGGUGUUCCAAAUCAACCAGCCAAAUUCACCGUGGAAACCAAAAAAGCCGGUGUCGGUCGUUUGUCAUUUGCCAUCGAAGGUCCAUCCGAGGCGCGAUUGAGUUGCGUUGAUAAUCGUGAUGGCACAUGCGAUGUUAGUUUCUUCCCUACCGCAGCUGGCGAGUAUGAUUUGACCGUUAAAUUCGACGAUAAGGAAAUUCCCGGAUCUCCAUUCCGUGUCAAUAUUGGAGGAGUGCCCUCAAUGAAAGGUCCCGUAAAUGUUCCACGUGUUCCUGCACCCGGAAACGCCAAAGGAGAUGUCAAAGUUUUCGGACCUGGACUCGGAAACGGUGAAAUUCGCGAUGGAUGUCCCACAGAAUUUUACGUCGAUUGCAGUGAAGCGGGACCCGGAAAGGUCGGCGUUCAAUUGAAGUCAUCCGAUGGCUCACAAGUUUUGAAUCUCAAAAUUUACGACAAAGGAAAUGGCGUUUAUGCCGUGAGCUUUACGGCUCCCAGACAAGGCGCCACGUUAACAGCUCACGUCAAAUAUGCCGAAAAAGAGGUGAAGGGAAGUCCAUUUGUCAUGAAAGUCGGUGCAAAAAACGAUCCUAGAGCAGUUCGCGUUACCGGAGACUUGGCAAAGAAAAAGGUUCCAGCAUCGCUGCCUGUUAAAUUUCAAGUAGACAGCACUCAAGCUGGACAAGGUGAUAUUGUUGUCACAAUUUUGGAUCCCGAAAAGAAAAUGAUGCUUCCAAAGAUUCAACCAACUGGACCAGGAGUUGUUGAUGUCAGCUUCGUACCUGACGAAAUGGGUCCUUACCAAGUAGGUAUCAAAUUCGACGGAAAGGACGUUGCUGGAUCUCCUUUCCAAUUGGGAGCUCAGCCAACCGGAAAUGCCGACAAAUGUAAGCUCCUUGACAUGGAUGACGAGCUGGAAUUUGGAAAACAAAACAAAUUGACUGUUGAUGCCCGCAAUGCAGGACCUGGAGCAGUAACUUGUCGCAUCGUCAAGUCUGGCAAAAAUACUCCUGUUGACGUUCGUGUCGUUGAAAGCAAGCCACGUCUUUUCGAUAUUUUGUAUACUCUGGAUGACGCUGGCGAAUACGAUAUCGAUGUCAAAUUUGGCGGACGACCAGUUCCCGAUGGCGCCUUCUCACUAAACUUGGAGUAA